AUGUCUUCCGAGAAACCGAUAUAUGCCGUACCAAUGAAAUGCCGGGGAAAUGAUUACAUCCGGAUUGCCAACAAAAGUGAGAAAAGCCCAAGCUGGAAGGAACAGACUGCUCCCUACAGCAGUCACACUCCACUGAUGAUGGCUGAUGGUUCAAACACCACACCCAGUGGUGUAUUCAACAACAGGGGCAACCACAUCGACUUUAGAACUGACCUCUAUGGCAACACCCAGCAGGACUUCCCAUCCCUUCCCGCCAGAAAGAAACCGCCCAGAAGCUACAUCAGGGAAACCAAAAACACGAAUCCAGUUGCUAUUCCAAAUGGGAAAAGAGACAAGUUUGAUAGUGUAGGUCAUUCCGGUCUAAAAGAGAAUCCGGAAAGUAUAGAACGGUCGAAUUCUACCAAUUGCCAAGAAGUAUUUGACAGUUACGACGGCAAUGGUUACUUAACUCCAACAGACCCUCCUGCAUACGUUGAUUCAGGUCUGGACUACAGCAGUACCGACUUCCAUUCCAUUGGCAGCGAAACAAGCACACACAGCAUUCACAAAAGGGGAGGCAGGCCCUUCCAGAGAUUUGAUUCAGGAGUUGGAGACUGUGAGUCUGUGCGAGGAUCCAGCAGUGUCAGAUUCAGCACUUCUCCGACCUGCUCCACCAACUCCGUGUCCAGCCCGCGCCUGUCCACUCAGUACGAGCAGCAGUAUGAGGACAUUGACCAGUACCAUCGGACACACCAACACCAGAAUCAUGUGCCACAGAGACGCAGUACCGACAAGAUGAAAACAGACAGUGUACGGAAUGGCCUCCCACAGCUACCACAAGUGGACAUUUCUGGUGUUACCAACUCUGACAGUGAGGACACGGAUCCAGCCAUUAACUCGUCAGUGGCUGAAAUCAUCUCACAUCCCAUGCAUGACCCACGUAUCGGGUCGUUGCCGCACACGUACAUGCCACUGAAUACCACCAACCAUCCAAUGGAUUCGAUCAAAGCAGCAAAAGCCCCAAGAAUCAGUUGCUGGAUUAUUGUUUUUCUCAUCAUCAUCCUUAUCAUCUCAGUGACAGCGUUAUGCCUAAGCAUCUAUACCUUUGUUUCAAAACCAGUCAUAUCUCAGACACUAGCCUUGGAACGUUCCGGAAACAGCUCUAUUAUCGAUCAGUCUGAUUUUGAUUCUGCCUUGGUCAGCUUGCAGCAAAAAGUUGAAGAUCUGAUAAAAGAGAAUGCAGCUUUGAAGGAAUCUUUACUGCACCAGCAGAAUAAUUUGACAAAUUUUAUUGAGCAAAAAGUUAAAGAACUUUCAUCUAAUCAAGAACACUUGAGCAGUACUCUUCAGCAAAUUGAGGCAAAAUUUGACUCAGAAAUUGCCAACAUAAGCCUCACACCAGGACCUCAAGGUCCGCCAGGCGUGGCAAACUUCUCUCUGUGUGUCACCCGGUCCAUCCUUAGAAGUGCUCCAGCAUCAUCAUCGGCUCUGACAGAAACAUCCUACCUUCCUACAGACACAGAACUACAGGACUAUUUUGUGACCUUUGCCUACUGUACCUAUGAGGGUGCUUCUGGUGCACAUUUGGAAAUGCAGCUGGACCCGACCAUCAACCGAUACAAAUACCGUUGUAGAUGUUGGGGCCAAACGACAGGAGUAGCACAAACAUUGUGCAAGACAAUCAUUUGGAUGUGUCCAGAUGGCAACUGA
This is a messenger RNA of Candidula unifasciata, 1689 nucleotides long. The record is from the annotation of a GenBank genome assembly. Lineage: Eukaryota; Metazoa; Mollusca; Gastropoda; Stylommatophora; Geomitridae.